GUAAACAACAACAUGGCGCUGCUGUGGAGGUCGCUGCCCAGGACUCUCGUCAGUUUUUAUUGCUUGUACCAGUCUCAGAUCCCUGAAUUCUCGACUGCUUCACAAAGGAGCUGGGGCUAGUCUGUGUCAUCAUCAAGUUGCACGAAAGUUUGAAGUGGCCAGAGGGCUUAAUCCCUCUCCACUGACAAUUCUCUCAAAAGAUGAAGAGAUGAUGAAAGAAACAGUGGCAAAAUUUGCCCGUGAGAAGAUUUUCCCUCUUGUCCGAAAAAUGGAUGCAGAGAGUAAUAUGGAUGAGUCUGUUUACAGAGGCAUGUUUGAUAAUGGGUUCAUGGCUAUAGAAGUAGAAACAGAAUAUGGUGGAUGUGGAUCUACUUUUUUUGUUGCCAAUUUGGUUAUUGAGGAGUUGGCUAAAGUAGAUGCUUCAGUAAGUGUUACGUGCGAUAUCCAAAAUACCCUGAUAAACACACUCUUCCGUAACUUGGGCACAGAUGAGCAAAAGGACAAGUACCUGCCUAAGCUUGCUGCUGAAUAUACAGGAAGUUUUUGUCUGUCAGAAGCAGAAGCCGGUUCUGAUGCCUUUUCAAUGAAAACAACUGCUGUGAAAGAUGGCAGCCACUUUGUUAUUAAUGGUUCCAAGAUGUGGAUAUCAUCGGCUCCCCAUUCUGGUGUUUUCUUGGUCAUGGCAAAUGCGAAUCCUUCUGCUGGCUACAAAGGCAUUACUUGCUUCAUUGUUGAUGCUGGCACACCAGGUCUGAGUAUUGGCAAGAAAGAGGACAAGUUAGGCCUCCGAGCCUCUAACACCUGCAGUGUACACUUUGACAAUGUCAGGGUUCCGGAAGAGAAUAUUCUUGGACAAUUAGGGCAAGGCUACAAAUACGCCAUUGAGAUGCUCAAUGAGGGCCGAAUUGGUAUUGGUGCUCAGAUGGUAGGACUUGCACAAGGUUGCCUCGAUUCUACUGUACCUUACAUUCUCCAACGAAAGCAGUUUGGGAAGAGGCUUUUUGAUUUUCAGGCUAUGCAGCAUACUGUUGCUUAUUUAGCAACAGAAAUUGAAGCUGCUCGGUUACUGGUGUACAAUUCUGCUAGACUGAAGGAGGCUGGUCAUCCCUUUAUAAAGCAGGCAGCCAUGGCUAAACUAUAUAGUUCAGAAGUGGCAACACGGGUCACCUCAAAAUGUAUUGAGUUAAUGGGUGGUGUCGGCUUCACAAAAGAUUAUCCAGUCGAAAAAUUUUACCGGGACUGCAAGAUUGGUACAAUUUAUGAAGGGACAUCUCACAUACAGCUUAACACUAUUGCAAAGCUUUUGGAAAAGGAUUAUAUUUCAUAGAUCAUUUGGUUGCACCUAGAAUGAAAGAAACUGUGUGUAAUUUGUUCUGUUUAGAUAGAAACAAAUGGUCUGCAUAAUAUUCUACCCAAAAAUUUUUUUCAGGAAAUUCAUUCCAAAUAUUCACUAGAAGAAUUGCUGUGGCUUUAGAGUCUCAUUCUUUGAAUUGCUUACAGCUAAAUCUUUAAAAAGAUCAUGUAUGAUAGACUGUAAAGUAGUUUGUAUAGUGUAAUAUAUAUGAAUUAUAUUUGUAUUUUGUAGGAAUUUAUUUUAGGUUGUGUGAAUCAUAGAUUCACACAACCAUAAUGUGAAAUUAACAGUAUUUGCCAUGUAAAUAAUUAAAAAAAACUGAUUGCUACACAUAUUUUCAAAAUUGAGGAACCAUGUGCUAGACCUGUAAGAGUCAGACAGUUCCUGGGAACUGGAAGGUAAUCAGGUUGGCAUAAGUAAUCUUUCAUAUGAAAAUAGAUUGAAAACCUUGAAUCUGCACUUUCUUGAAAGUUGUAGAGUGAGAGGAGACAUGAUUGAAGUAUACAAGUGGAAGACUUAUAAAUGCAAUAUAAAUGGAAUACUAAGGAUUUCCAGUUAAUAGAAAAAUCAAAAUAACAUAUAAUUGGAUAAAUUUUGAUUUGGUAAGAACAUAAGAACGAAGGAACACUGCAGCAGGCCUACUGGCCCAUGCGAGGCAGGUCCAAGUUUCCAAGUUGACUUAAGGGAGGAACACGGCAACCGUCCUGGUAGCACAAGCUAAUCAGGUCCAACUCACACCCACUCAUGUAUUUAUCCAACCUAUUUUUAAAGCUACACAAUGUUCUGGCCUCUAUGACUGUACUUGGGAGUUUGUUCCACUCAUCCACAACUCUAUUACCAAACCAGUACUUUCCUAUAUCCUUCCUGAAUCUGAAUUUUUCUAACUUAAAACCAUUGCUGCGAGUCCUGUCUAGGCUAGAUAUUUUCAGCACACUAUUUACAUCCCUUUAUUUAUUCCUGUCUUCCAUUUAUACACCUCAAUCAUAUCCCCCCUAAUUCUACGUCUUUCUAGAGAGUGUAGAUUCAGGGCCCUUAGUCUAUCCUCAUAGGGAAGGUUUCUGAUACAUGGGAUCAACUUUGUCAUCCUCCUUUGUACAUUUUCCAGAGCAUUUAUAUCCAUUCUGUAAUACGGUGGCCAAAACUGUGCAGCAUAAUCUAAAUGAGGCCUAACCAAGGAUGUAUAGAGUUGAAGAACAACCUGAGGACUCCUAUUAUUUAUGCUUCUUGAUAUGAAGCCAAGGAUUCUAUUAGCUUUAUUGCGAACACUUAUGCACUAUUGUCUUGGUUUCAGAUUACUGCUAAUCAGAACUCCUAAAUCUUUUUCGCAAUCCGUAAUAUUAAGAUCUACAUUAUUUAGUUUAUAUGUGGCAUGGUUAUUGUCCUGUCCAACAUUUAGAACUUUGCAUUUGUCUAUAUUAAACUGCAUCUGCCACCUCUCCGACCACUGCAUCAGUCUACUCAAAUCUUCCUGGAGUGCUCUAAUGUCCUCUUCAGAGUGUAGGAGAGUACUGGCUAAGCAAUAGAUCUGCCUGAUGAGUGAAACAAUCUGCCACAGUCAUUGGAGCUACAGCCUUGGGUGGCUUAAAUAGGUUAGACAAAUAUAUGAGUGAGAAGGGGUUGGAUUUGAAUCAGACCUUUCUAAAAUGAGUUAUUGAAGGUAAGUCCUUGGGAAGCUUCAGGAAUAGUUUAGACAAAUAUGUUGGUGAGAAGAGUUGGAUUUGGAAAGGACCUGCCAAGUAUGAGCCAGUAGACCUGUGUUUGAUCCAAGGAAGGGGAUGGUAGCUCCAGUUCCUUGGAUUCAAGAGCUGUCACCAGCUUCAAGGCACCUUUCAUCGCUGGGACCAUGUUUUGUAAAAGUUGGUAUAAACCUUUGGUAAUAAACACCAAGUUGGUUUAGAAAGACACAUAAGCAAAUACUAGGAUAUAUUUAUUAGAAAAUGUUUUGGUCCUGGGACCUUGAUCACUUCUAACAUAGAGAGGUUAAAAAGACAGUAUAUGUAGGCGGUGCAUUGCAACCACCUACCCAAUGACACAGGAGCCUCAUGAUCUCAUUGUCUACCUGUUUUCAUCCCAAUAUGUCAUUCUUCAGGUCACCAUACGUCACACCUCACUCUCUGCCUAUAUAUACUUAAUUUUUAACCUCUGUAUGUUAGAAGUGAUCAAGUCCCAGGACCGAAACAUUUUCUAAUAAAUAUGCCCUAGUGUUUGCUUACAUGUUUUUCUACACCAGUAUAAAAGUUAUUUAUUAGGGACUUUCUAUAACCUUUAUUUGGUUGACAUCUGAAAUAUAAUGUCUGUAUUUUUUUUUUUUUUUAUUUAUUUAUUUAUUAUCACACUGGCCGAUUCCUACCAAGGCAGGGUGGCCCGAAAAAGAAAAACUUUCACCAUCAUUCACUCCAUCACUCCAGCACCCAGAAGGGUGCUUUACACUACAGUUUUUAAACUGCAACAUUAACACCCCUCCUUCAGAGUGCAGGCACUGUACUUCUCAUCUCCAGGACUCAAGUCCAGCCUGCCGGUUUCCCUGAACCCCUUCAUAAAUGCUACUAUUUGUAUUACAGAAAUUAAUUGAAUUGUGUAUUAUGUCUUGUAAAUAAUUGAUUUAUUAGUAACCAUAAUUUUAGUUUUGCUUUAAAUUGUCAGAAAUUUUGUUUAUUGUAUAGAAGUAUGAUAUACAUUAUACUGGUAUUGUGCAUU
Messenger RNA from Cherax quadricarinatus, 4051 nucleotides. Its product is annotated as short/branched chain specific acyl-CoA dehydrogenase, mitochondrial. Gene Ontology annotation, cellular component: mitochondrion. Gene Ontology annotation, molecular function: flavin adenine dinucleotide binding; acyl-CoA dehydrogenase activity. The record is from RefSeq and is a predicted model, not a curated record. NCBI's taxonomy places the organism in Eukaryota, Metazoa, Arthropoda, Malacostraca, Decapoda, Parastacidae.